UCUCUUGUCUCAUAAACAAAAUAUCUUCCUCAUUUGGAAAAUCCAAUAUGUCUCGAACCUUCUUGUUGGCGUCACAUUCUUUUUAUCAUGCCAGAUAUUUUCAUCUUUUCCUCUUCAACACUAAUCUUACAAAAUCAUCUUCUCCAACUUACACAUUGCCUUUCUCCCUUCAAUAUAUAUAAAUUCUCAAAUUUGCUCCAAUUUUUCUCGGAUUCAUAACUUGCAUUUAUCUAUGGUUUAAUUCAAUCACUAACAACAACUUGGCGUCUCUGUACCUGUCAAUUUUAGGUACAGUUUCCGUUUUCGCAUCAAUUUUUUGGGAUUUUUGGGCUCUGCGUUAGAGAAACAAACAGAAACGGGUAUGGAUCGAGAAGGAGGAUCCUCCGGAUCUUGUUACUAUUCAGUGCUUGGAAUUCGCAAAGAUGCCUCGUGCUCCGACAUUCGCUCUGCUUAUCGGAAACUAGCGCUGAAAUGGCAUCCGGAUAGGUGGGCGAAGAAUCCGACGGUGGCCGGAGAAGCGAAACGCCGAUUUCAGAAAAUUCAAGAGGCCUACUCAGUUCUCUCCGAUCAAGACAAGAGGUCAAUGUACGAUGCCGGCUUCCUUGAUCUGCUUGAGGAAGACGAAGGGAUGGGUGAUUUCUUGCACGAUUUGAUGAACCGAAUGGAUAAAAACGUUGGGGCGGCGGAGGAGAGUCUAGAGGAUCUACAGAGGACGUUUGUGGAAAUGUUCGGUGGAGAUUUAGCAAAGAUGAUGGAUGAUGAAAAUCCAACGGCGAAGAAGAGGGCACGUGAUAUAGGGUGCAGCACAAGAGCUGCUCCAAAACGCAACAAUGCUAAUGUCAAUGUUAAUGGCACCUCUUAUCACUGUUAGUUUUUAAGCAAAAUAUAAUUGAAUUUAAUUACUUGUAACAAUCGUUGUGGGUUGAAUUAUAGAUGAUGAAAUCAUUGAGGAGGAAUUAACUUGUUUAUUUGGGGGUAGAUUAGGCAAGUCAAAACAAUCUUUUUUAGACUCUUGAUUUUUCUAAGCAAGUCGUUCAAAUAUUGGGGCUGCCGAGUUGCGUAAUAAAAAGAUUCUCUUUGCUUGAA
Messenger RNA from Capsicum annuum, 1086 nucleotides. RefSeq names its product dnaJ homolog subfamily B member 6-B. NCBI's taxonomy places the organism in Eukaryota, Viridiplantae, Streptophyta, Magnoliopsida, Solanales, Solanaceae. The record is from RefSeq and is a predicted model, not a curated record. The transcript is spliced from 5 exons. Bases 362 to 871 code for a protein of 169 amino acids.